Trichoderma reesei QM6a is the source of this 822-nucleotide messenger RNA. RefSeq lists its product as uncharacterized. The transcript has a single exon. NCBI's taxonomy places the organism in Eukaryota, Fungi, Ascomycota, Sordariomycetes, Hypocreales, Hypocreaceae. The record is from RefSeq and is a predicted model, not a curated record. The coding region runs from base 1 to 822 and encodes 273 amino acids.
AUGGGCCGUCACACCCUCGAGUACCCCAAAACGAAAACAAACACCGUCCGCCGCAAAUCCGACCGCGCAAGCUACGCCCUCGAAGCAAUCCACUCCCUCAUCAACUCCUCUCCCCUGCUCAACGUCGCCUUCAACACCCCGGACAAUGACUCCCCCUUCCCGACCAUCCUGCCCAUGAUCGGCCACAUGGGCUCCUUUGACCGUCCCAGCGCGGACCUCGGCGACCCUCUCGAUCUCUACCUCCACGGCUACGUCUCCUCCCGCAUGAUGAACCUCGCCCGCUCCUCAUCAUCCUCCUCCUCUUCUUCUCCUCAGGAUAAGGAGCAAGAGCAAGAGCAAGGCCUCCCCGUCUGCAUCUCCGCCUCCCACGUCGACGCCCUCAUCCUCGCCACAUCCCCCUUCAACCACUCCUACAACUACCGCUCCGCCACCCUCUUCGGCCACGCCACGCUCGUCACCGACGACGCGGAGAAGCUCUACGCCAUGGAGCUCAUCACCAACGGCGUCGUCCCCGACCGCUGGCGCACCUCCCGCCAGCCCCCGACGCCCGCCGAGAUGCAGAGCACCAGCAUCCUCAGAGUGAGCAUCUCCUCCGGCAGCGCAAAGUUUCGCGAUGGCGGCGUGCAUGAUGAUAGGCAUGAUUUGGAAGACGCGGAUGCCCAGGGGAAAGUCUGGACGGGCGUUUUGCCGGUCUUUUCGAGGAUUGGCGACCCUAUUCCUACCGAGUACAAUAAGGUUGAUACGCCGGCGAAUGUGACGGAUUUUGUGAGGGAGUAUAAUAAGCAGAAUGAGGAGUAUGUUCUUGCGGCUGCGAAGAAAUAG